Molecule: messenger RNA, 174 nt
Organism: Sphaeroforma arctica JP610
Lineage: Eukaryota; Ichthyosporea; Ichthyophonida
Exons: 1
Coding region: 1-174 (57 amino acids)
Source: RefSeq, a predicted model, not a curated record
AUGACACAGAAGUCUUCUAAGCGACAGCCCACUCGGUCAGAGGCAGGUUGCUUUUCGAGAACGGGCCUUCAAGAAAAAAUUGCAGAAAACCGUGAUGUCCCUUCGGAAGAGGAUAUUGACGACGACGAGGGUGCGCCGUUUCAGGAAGAAGAAAGUCCAGCCACAACACGAUAA